Messenger RNA from Clupea harengus (Atlantic herring), 1161 nucleotides. Its product is annotated as sialidase-3-like. Gene Ontology annotation, cellular component: cytoplasm; membrane; intracellular membrane-bounded organelle. Lineage: Eukaryota; Metazoa; Chordata; Actinopteri; Clupeiformes; Clupeidae. Gene Ontology annotation, biological process: oligosaccharide catabolic process; ganglioside catabolic process. The record is from RefSeq and is a predicted model, not a curated record. Gene Ontology annotation, molecular function: exo-alpha-sialidase activity.
AUGGGAAGCAGUGCCACUAAAUCCUCCUCCAGAGAAACACUUGUGUUUGCUGAUAAGAAUUAUGACUUCAGAAUCCCAGCUCUUCUUUACGUUAAAGAAUGGAACACAUUCCUGGCAUUUGCUGAGAAGCGCACCUCUACCAAAGAUGAACACGCAAAAAAUCUGGUGAUGAGGAAAGGCACGCGGCAGCCUGACGGCUCACUGCAGUGGUCUCCCACAGAGGACUUGAUGAAGGCGACCAAAGAUGGCUACCGCACCAUGAACCCCUGUCCUGUGUUUGAGAGGAACUCAAGAACACUGUUUCUGUUCUUCAUCUGCCUCAAGGGUAACACUCUGGAAUGUAUGCUCAAGCCAGGCCAGACUCGUUUAUGCUACGUCACCAGCACAGACUGCGGGGAGAACUGGAGCGAUUUAACAGACUUAACGAGCAGUGUCAUGGACAGCAACUUUACCAAUUACCAAACCUUCGCUGUGGGACCGGGCCACGGGAUCCAGCUGGGCAGCGGCCCACUGCUCGUGCCUGCCUAUGUGAAGGAGGUGGAGGGCUGUAGGCAAUGCCAGAGCUGCUGGUGCUGCUGUGGCUUCUGUGAGUGUGUGAGCACCCAUACUGUGGUGCUCCGCAGCGAGGACCUGCACACCUGGCAGGCAGGCCAGCCUAUCGCCCUGGAGUCCGGGGAGUGCCAGCUGGCUGAGGUGUCUGACGGAGAGGGUAGGAGGCAGGUGUAUCUGAACGCUCGCAGCACUGGGGAGCUACGGAUAGAGGCCCUGAGUGACGACGCCGGGGCAAGUUUUACCUUGCUAAACAACCUAACGCUAAAGGAGAGGCCUAACGGCUGCCAGGGGAGCACCUUGGCCUUCCCUGCCAGGGAGCUUCCAGCAGGAGAAGGGGGAUCCUCAGAGACGGCUCUGCUCUUCAGCCACCCGACCGCAGGGGAGGGCUGGGACAGGCUGGAGCUUGGGGUCUACCUGAGGAAGUCUCUCCAGGACCACCACGCCUGGGAUGAACCCUGCAUCAUCCACCCAGGGCCCAGUGGCUACUCAGACCUCACCUGCUGUGAGGAGGAGGGUCACUUUGGUUGUCUGAUGGAGUGUGGCGAGGGGGGACGUCUUCAGAUUGUCUUCAGAGAAUUCGAUCUCAUCGAAAUACUGCGCCUAGUUUAA